Messenger RNA from Pygocentrus nattereri (red-bellied piranha), 3539 nucleotides. RefSeq names its product DNA (cytosine-5)-methyltransferase 3A-like. The coding region runs from base 518 to 3298 and encodes 926 amino acids. NCBI's taxonomy places the organism in Eukaryota, Metazoa, Chordata, Actinopteri, Characiformes, Serrasalmidae. The record is from RefSeq and is a predicted model, not a curated record. Gene Ontology annotation, molecular function: methyltransferase activity. Gene Ontology annotation, cellular component: nucleus; cytoplasm. Gene Ontology annotation, biological process: negative regulation of DNA-templated transcription. The transcript is spliced from 23 exons.
UAUAUGAGUGAGUGAGUGUGUGUGUGUGUGCGCGCGCGCGCUGGCUGAGACUCAGCCCCCGCCAUGUUAGCCUUUUAAACACGGCUUCUUCGCCUCCUCUCCGGCCUCCUCUUCUUCCUCCUCCUCCUCCUCCUCCUCAGCCAGUGUACACACGCAGACGUCCCCAUGAUUUUAGGCGUCUGUCCGCGCCGCCGCGCCUCUAAACCCGCGUUCUGCGUCAAAUCUACCGGUUCGACACGCAACGUCAGCAUGAAGCAUGUUCACGAGUCCAGCGCGUGAAGACUAACGCGCGUGUCCCUGUUCUCCUUUCAGAGGGGGAGGAGGACCCAGAAAGGACGGAAGGUGGUCUCAGCUGCAUCGCCCCCCAGACAGAGCCUGACGUCUUUAUGUUGUUCAUUUAAUUUCUUUUUUUUUUGUUAUUGUUUUUAUUGUUGUUAUUACGGUUGUUAUUACGGUUGUUAUUAUGGCUGUUAUUAUGCGUCAUGAAUAGGCCCUGAGCGACUUCGGUCUAUGAACGAUGCCGUCCAACGCUGCUGCAGCUCCCGCGUGCAAGACUCCGGACCGUGACGCAGCGAGAAAAGCGAGUUCAGAGCAGGAACAGGAAGUGAGUGAACUCACACAGGAAGAGGCCCCUAUGGACACUCCGACACGAAGAGUGGGGCGUCCGGCCCGCAAGCGCAAACCUCCUGCUGACCACCAGGGGUACUAUGGAGUAGAGGCCAUCUCCAGAAUGCUCAGAAUGAGCCAGGUGGACAGUUGUGAAUCUCUCAAGGAGGGCGUGGUCGGGGUGAAGGAGACGGAGUGCAAUGGUGAAAAUGAAAAUGGAGUUUCCCAGGGUGCUUUGCAGGGGCAUGACUCUUCCCCAGACUCCUCCCACCAGAACGGGUCAGACAAGGCCAGUCAGAAUGAAAACUCUGCCCCCUCGACUCCACGGAAGAAACGUGGGCGCCGGAAACGCGAGCACCCAGAAAAACAUAUAGAAGAUGAUGGUAGCAGUAGUGAUACCAGCAGGGGAGAGGGUGAUAGUGGACGUAAGCGGGGUCGUCAGGGCUGGGACAUCAGCCUCCGGAGGAGACCUGUCCCCAGAAUCACCUAUCAGGCUGGAGAACCUUACCGCAUCAGCAGGAGAGAGAUGGAGGAAAUGCUCGCCCACUGUAGAAAAGAAGAGGAAGAGAAGAAGGCCCACGAGGUGGAGCCGAUGAUGAACGACGGCAUGGCGGACCAAUCCGGAGAAGAAGCUCAGAAGAAGGAAGAGCAGCCCGUCAUCAGUCUCCCGCCCACUCCCACCCCUCAGACUCCACCCCCUCAGCAACAGCACACAGACCCCGCCUCCCCCACCGUUGCCACGACGCCUGAACCCGUUCCCGUCGCCUGCAGCAACAAAAGCCUACGCAGGUCUUGCGAGGCGGAGCCAGAAUAUGAGGAUGGCCGCGGGUUUGGGAUCGGCGUGCUGGUGUGGGGGAAGCUGCGGGGUUUCUCCUGGUGGCCCGGCCGCAUCGUGUCUUGGUGGAUAACUGGGAGAAGUCGAGCUGCAGAGGGAACUCGAUGGGUCAUGUGGUUCGGAGAUGGGAAAUUCUCUGUGGUGUGUGUAGAAAAACUGUUGCCUUUGAGUUCAUUUUCUACUGCCUUUCAUCAGCUUACCUACACCAAACAGCCCAUGUACAGAAAAGCUAUCUACGAGGUGCUACAAACGGCCAGUAUGCGGGCAGGAAAGCUGUUCCCGGUGUGUGUGUCCACCGACGACUCCGACUCGGCGAAGAAUGUUGAGCUGCAGACCAGACAGAUGAUCGAGUGGGCCAGUGCAGGAUUCCUUCCAACCGGAGCCAAGGGCCUGGAGCCCCCGCCAGCGGAGCAAAGUCCCUACACUGAGGUGUAUCCAGAGAUGUGGGUGGAGCCAGAAGCUGCAGCUUGCCCGGCCCCUAAGAAACCCAGGAAAAGCAGUUUGGAGAAGCCCAAAAUCAAAGAGAUUAUAGAUGAAGGGACCAGAGAGAGACUCGUGUAUGAGGUGCGUCAGAAGUGCCGGAACAUUGAAGACAUGUGCAUAUCCUGUGGAAGUCUGAACGUCUCACUCGAACAUCCUCUCUUCAUUGGAGCCAUGUGUCAGAGCUGCAAGAACUGCUUCCUGGAGUGUGCGUAUCAGUACGACGAUGACGGAUAUCAGUCCUACUGCACCAUCUGCUGUGGGGGAAGAGAGGUGCUUAUGUGUGGGAACAACAACUGCUGCAGGUGCUUCUGUGUGGAGUGUGUGGAUCUGCUGGUGGGCACUGGCUCUGCGCAGGCUGCUAUAAGAGAGGACCCGUGGAACUGCUACAUGUGCGUCAGCAGGAAUGUGUUUGGGCUGCUGCGGCGCAGAGAUGACUGGACAUCGCGCCUUCAGCUGUUCUUCGCCAACAACCAUGACCAGGAGUUCGAACCUCCUAAACUCUACACUCCUGUAGCAGCAGAGAAGAGGCAGCCAAUCAGAGUUCUCUCUCUGUUUGACGGCAUUGCUACAGGUUUACUGGUGCUAAAGGACCUGGGGAUCCAGGUGGAGCGUUAUGUGGCGUCGGAGGUGUGUGAGGAUUCCAUCACCGUGGGAAUGGUGCGGCACCACGGACGCAUCAUGUACGUGGGGGAUGUCCGCAACAUCACACACAAACACAUUCAGGAAUGGGGUCCGUUUGAUCUUGUGAUUGGUGGGAGCCCCUGCAACGACCUAUCCAUCGUCAACCCAGCCAGGAAGGGACUCUUUGAGGGAACGGGCCGCUUGUUUUUUGAGUUUUAUCGGCUGCUGCAUGAGGCUCGCCCGAAAGAGGGAGAAGACAGGCCAUUCUUCUGGCUCUUCGAGAACGUGGUCGCCAUGGGAGUCAGUGAUAAGAGAGACAUCUCACGCUUCCUCGAGUGCAAUCCAGUGAUGAUCGACGCCAAGGAGGUUUCGGCUGCCCACCGCGCCCGCUACUUCUGGGGCAAUCUGCCCGGUAUGAACAGGCCAUUGACUGCCAUGGCGAACGAUAGGCUUGACCUGCAAGACUGUCUAGAACAUGGCCGCACAGCCAAGUUUGAUAAGUUGAGAACCAUCACCACUCGCUCCAACUCCAUCAAGCAGGGCAAAGACCAGCACUUCCCCGUCUACAUGAACAACAAGGAGGACAUCCUCUGGUGCACCGAGAUGGAGAGGGUGUUUGGAUUUCCUGUCCAUUACACGGACGUGUCCAACAUGAGUCGUCUGGCCAGGCAAAGGCUUCUGGGAAGGUCGUGGAGCGUCCCCGUCAUUAGGCACCUGUUUGCCCCGCUGAAGGAAUACUUUGCCUGUCUUUAACCCUCGCAUACCUGUUACGACAUCACAACGACUCACUUCACUCCCUCAUCCACAUGCCGACCAAGCUCCACCCCUUACUUUUGUUUUCGGUAGUUGCCUGACGACCUACUGGUGCUAUUCAUCAAAAAAAAUACGAUAUUUCAUCCAACUACAUACAGUUGCAGGAAAAGGUGUGUGAACCCUUUGGGAAUACUUGGAUUUCUGCAUAAAUUGGUCAUUAAAUGUGUUCUGAUCUUCAUCU